Molecule: messenger RNA, 2345 nt
Organism: Oncorhynchus keta (chum salmon)
Lineage: Eukaryota; Metazoa; Chordata; Actinopteri; Salmoniformes; Salmonidae
Gene: ppic
Product: peptidylprolyl isomerase C
Exons: 6
Coding region: 119-742 (207 amino acids)
Biological process (GO): protein folding; protein peptidyl-prolyl isomerization
Cellular component (GO): intracellular membrane-bounded organelle
Molecular function (GO): peptidyl-prolyl cis-trans isomerase activity
Source: RefSeq, a predicted model, not a curated record
ACAACAAGAGUAUACAGCCGAGUCGGCUUCAGAUGCUGGAUGUGUUAUGUCUCCAACAUUUGCCAGAGGGCGCAGUGUCUGAUCGGGACACAACACCAUCUACGGUUUUGUUGGAUUGAUGGAGCCGCAAAUGAUGUCCUGCUUCGUUUUCUUCGCUUUUGCGUUUACAGAAAACGUCGGAUGUAUUAGAGGAAGGGUUGGACCUAAAGUGACCGAAAAGGUGUUCUUUGACAUCACCGUGGCAGGUCAUGAAGUUGGCCGGAUUGUGAUUGGCCUGUUUGGAGAUGUUGUUCCCCUGACUGUGAAUAACUUUGUGGCUCUUGCCACAGGGGAGAAAGGAUACGGCUACAAAGGAAGUACAUUUCACCGGGUGAUCAAGGACUUCAUGAUCCAAGGAGGUGACUUCACAGCUGGAGAUGGAAAUGGAGGUAGAAGCAUUUACGGGAACCAAUUUGCUGAUGAGAACUUCAAGCUGAAGCACAUGGGAGCAGGUUGGGUCAGCAUGGCCAACGCGGGCCCAGACACCAACGGCUCUCAGUUCUUCAUCACUGCGUCCAGGGCUCCUUGGCUGGACGGGAAGCACGUGGUGUUUGGGAAAAUCUUGGAGGGCAUGUCUGUGGUUCAUACCAUCGAGCUCCAAGACACAAAUGACCGGAACCUGCCCUACACAGAGUGUGUCAUUGUCAACAGUGGGAAGAUAGAAGUCAAAGAGCCAUUUAUUGUGGAUGUGGAGGGUUGGUAGGGUUAUCACUAUGUGUGUUACUGUAUUCAGAGAAGUAUUAUGCAGUUGUUGUUUAUGGCUCUCUAAUGUGUAUACUAACUUUUAACAAAAUGAAUACAAUGAAUUCAGUCAUUAUGAGAAGAUGUCAUUUACAAUUAAUAUCUUAAAACCAUUGUAAUUUAGUUUUUUAACCUACACUCAUUAACUGCCAAAAUGAUCAGUAUGUCAUUUGCACUAUCCACUCAGCACUUUGUCAUGCUAAGCUGAAACAACUUUUAGUUUUUUACAAUGUUGAAAGAUUACACAAAGUAUAUUAUACUUCACUUAUUUUGACAUAUCAAAUGUAAUCACAGCAGCUGUAUGUUGUGAAAUGUUAAUGAGGUUCCCAUUUGUGAACAUGUUGCAUUGUUAUGGUGAGUAUGUUUUAUUAUUUAUGAGACAUUAAUUUGUGGGGAUUAAUCUGGAAGAUGUAGCAAGCUGCAAAGUUGUUAAUAUUUUAAAAAACUAUUGCACAAUUGCAUAGAAAAUUGCUAGUGAUUACUUCAGGGCAAUUCCACUUUAACCGAAUUACACUUUGACUCAGAUGUAUCACUUUAAAAUGUAUGCCAAACAAAAACAUUGAUUUCUAAGUUUAACAAACCAUAUAACUCCAUGCACAAUGACUACUAACAAUUUACACUUACAUUUACUAAAAGAACUGAACAGAUGCAAAAUUUGGUAAUAGAAUUACAGUAAAAUCUCCCUCAAUUUCUUAUGCAAACACAUUUUCCAAUAAUUAAGAUUCAAAUAUGUAUGCAAAAAGAAUGGGGUGUCAGUUAUGACAUGACACCUUGAGUUUGAAAUAAUUUAUUUUGGUUAUUUAACUACAGUAGGUGAAGUGGAUUUACAUCUGGUAACGGAAUUACGGAAAUGAAAUUGCAUCAUGGAUCCCUGAUCUGUACUAUACAGAAAUGCAUAAUGAAGGAUAUGAAUAUCAUGCUCAUCAUGGUGAUUUAUCCUGAAUAGGUACACAAAGGUGGAAAUAUGCAAUGUCUUCAUUUUGCUUAUUUGAGUUUUAUUCUACACACUGGCUAUUAUUGUAAUGAGCAUUUGGUUGGUACGGACCAGAGUGCAGUACAGUAUAGCACAGUAGAGUAGAAUACAGUAAAGUAGAUAUGUUCAGCACUCUUCAACAUUAUUGUGUUUUGAUGUACUUUUUCUGGUAGAUGUUGUCCAAGACCAAUUUUCCAUCUGUUUAACCAGAAAUCAAAGUCCAACAUUUUUGGAUGGAAUAAUGUAUUUUUUUUAUAUAUAUGCCAUGAUUUCUCAAAAAUAUAGACUGUUAGCUUUAAUUUGACAUCCAAUUUGACAUGCUCCUAUGAACUUCACAUGUUGGUGCUCUUGGAUCCUUUUAAAUGGAAAUGCCCUUGUUAAAUAGGAAUCAUUUUAUUUUAAAAUGUUCAUCCAUAGAUAGUUGUUUUAAAAAUCUAGCAAUUCAUUCAGUCUUUCAGAGAUAUCCACAAGCAUAUCAUAUACAGUUGAACUCGGAAGUUUACAUACACUUAGGUUGGAGUCAUUGAAACUUGUUUUUCAACCACUCACUUAUAGCUUGUCAAUUAAAGAUUACAUAAAAAAGAAAAAACAA